GUUGUUAUAAUUUAUAUCAAGAUGUCGGAGUUUUUGUUUAUGUGGAGAAUAAUGAAAACAUAUAUGCAUUUUUGGCAUUAAUAAUGGCAAUAGCAAGUGAUAACGAGCUGAAGCGGCUCCUUGCGAGUCCGGCGAAAAAUGCGUCCGAAGAAGGUUCUAUGGCUCCGCCACUUACCGCAAAUGUGCCCAGGCCAAGCACAUCUCAGUCUAAUCCACAGGCGUCUAUGACGCCUAUGUUACCGGCUAGUGGCGGUAAGGAAUUAGUCGAUCCUUGUCUACAAAAUGUUGUGUCAACUGUCAAUUUAGGAACCGAAUUAAAAUUAACUUAUAUUAAUACAAGAACAAGGAAUUCAGAAUAUAAUCCUGCCCGUUUUACCGGGCUUAUUAUGAGGAUACGUAAUCCUAGAGCAACAGCAUUAAUAUUUCGAUCAGGAAAAUUGGUUUGUACUGGAGCUAGAUGCGAAGAAGAUUCAUUUUUAGCUUCGAAAAAGUUUGCUCGAAUAAUUCAAAAAAUUGGUUUCUCUGUGAAGUUUAUGGAUUUCAAAAUACAAAAUAUCGUUGCGACUGCAGAUUUAAAAUUUCCCAUUAAAUUAGAAAAUUUAAAUCACAUGCAUGGACAGUUUUCAAGUUACGAACCUGAAUUAUAUCCAGGUUUAAUAUACAGAAUGGUCUUACCAAGAGUAGUAUUACUUAUUUUUGUCAAUGGUAAAAUUGUUUUAACGGGUGCAAAAAAUCGACAAGAAUUGAAAGAUGCAUUAACAAAUAUAUACCCUAUUUUAAAAAGUUUUAGGAAGCAGUAGUGUUUUAAAUUAUUAAGAUAGUCUUAAAUGAUUCCAAGAGACAAAUGUUUAA
Messenger RNA from Ceratosolen solmsi marchali, 852 nucleotides. RefSeq names its product TATA-box binding protein-related factor (gene Trf). The transcript is spliced from 5 exons. The record is from RefSeq and is a predicted model, not a curated record. Gene Ontology annotation, biological process: DNA-templated transcription initiation. The coding region runs from base 84 to 800 and encodes 238 amino acids. Gene Ontology annotation, molecular function: DNA binding. Lineage: Eukaryota; Metazoa; Arthropoda; Insecta; Hymenoptera; Agaonidae.